Messenger RNA from Loxodonta africana (African savanna elephant), 2282 nucleotides. RefSeq names its product flavin adenine dinucleotide synthetase 1 (gene FLAD1). Gene Ontology annotation, molecular function: FMN adenylyltransferase activity. The record is from RefSeq and is a predicted model, not a curated record. NCBI's taxonomy places the organism in Eukaryota, Metazoa, Chordata, Mammalia, Proboscidea, Elephantidae. Gene Ontology annotation, biological process: FAD biosynthetic process. The coding region runs from base 741 to 2201 and encodes 486 amino acids. The transcript has 7 exons.
CCACAGGCUGUGGUUGGGGGGGUGGAGGGAGGGAACGUAUUUAAAUAUCUAUCCUGGAUAGGGUAGACUUUUAAAAGGGCAGGUGCCCCAAAGAGAAGAGAUUUAAAGGUGCAGAUGCCUAGGAUAGAGGAGACCCUUGAGAAGACCGGGUCUGCAAACAGAAGACAUUUAAAGGGGUAGGUGCUCGGGAAGACAAGACAUUUAAGAAGACUGGAACCAGGCUUAGAGGACAUAUUUAAAGGAGGAUGGCCUGGGGUUUGAGAACUCGUUUAUUAAAGUGGCAGGGAUAAAGAAGUCGCUUGUCAAGGGCCCUGGUGGUGCAGUGGUUAAGCGCUCGGCUGCUAACCAAAAAGUUGGCGGAUCGAACCCACCAGCCGCUCCGCAGGGAGACAGAUGUGGCAGUCUGCUUCGUAAAGAUUACAGCCUUGGAAACCCUAUUGGGGCAGUUCUACUCUGCCCUCUAGGGUCGCUGUGAGUCAGUAUUGACUUGAGGGCAAGGGGUUUGGUUUUGGGGGGUUUUGUCAAGGGCGUGGUUAGAGAAGACUCAAAGGAACGUGCACACCAGCUCUCCCCCGUUGUUUUUUCUGGCUCCUCCAGGUUCCCUUGACCCAGGACCCCCGUUCCCAGGCUAUGGCCCCUAGUGCCCUGUAGACCUGGCGGGACCCCAGUGCUUACGACCCCUGUUUCGGGGUCUGGGUGGCUACUGGAGGGCCUUGCAGAGGGGCAGAGGAGGCAGGACCAUGGCAUCUAGGGCCUCUGAAUCUCCCCUUGGGCGCAGCGUGACGGCGGGCAUCAUCAUUGUUGGAGAUGAGAUUCUCAAGGGACACACUCAGGACACCAACACCUACUUUCUUUGCCGGACGCUACGCUCCCUGGGGGUCCAGGUGUGCCGAGUCUCUGUUAUACCUGAUGAGGUAGCCACCAUUGCAGCUGAGGUCACCUCUUUCUCCAGCCGAUUCACCCACGUCCUCACAGCAGGGGGUAUCGGCCCCACUCAUGAUGACGUGACCUUUGAGGCAGUGGCACAGGCCUUUGGGGAUGAACUCAAGCCACACCCUGAGCUGGAAGCCACCAUCAAAGCCCUAGGAGGGGAAGGCUGGGAGAAGAUGUCCCUGGUGCCCUCGUCUGCCCGCCUGCACUACGGUACAGAUCCUCACACUGGGCAGCCCUUCAAGUUCCCGCUGGUCUCCGUCCAAAACGUCUACCUCUUCCCAGGCAUUCCGGAGCUGCUGCGGCGAGCACUGGAGGGGCUGAAGGGACUGUUCCAAAACACAGCUGUUCAGUUCCACUUGCGGGAACUGUAUGUGGCUGCCAAUGAGGCCUCUAUCGCCCCCAUCCUGGCGGAGGCCCAGGCCCACUUUGGACACAGGCUUGGCCUGGGUUCCUACCCUGACUGGAGCAGCAACUACUAUCAGGUGAAAGUGACCCUGGACUCAGAGGAAGAAGAGUCCCUGGAGGAAGGUCUGGCCUACCUGACUGCUCGUCUGCCCCAGGGGUCACUGGUCCCCUAUGUGCCCAACGCUGUCGAGCAGGCGAGCAAGGCGGUGUACAAACUCACUGAAUCAGGGUCUUCUCUGGGGCAAAAGGUGGCAGGCGCCCUGCAGACCAUUGAGACGGCCCUGGCUCGGUACAGCAUCGCCCAGCUCUGUGUGGGCUUCAACGGGGGCAAGGACUGCACCGCCCUCCUGCACCUCUUCCAUGCAGCUGUGCAGAGGAAAUGCCCUGCUGCCCCAGAACCCCUGCAGAUCCUGUAUAUCCGCAGCAUCUCCCCUUUCCCUGAGCUGGAGCAGUUUCUACAGGACACCAUCAAGAGGUAUAAUCUGCAGGUGCUGGAGGCUCAGGGUGACAUGAAGCAGGCCCUGGGGGAGCUGCAUACACGGCACCCUCAGCUGGAGGCUGUCCUGAUGGGCACCCGCCGCACUGACCCCUACUCCUGCAGCCUCUGCCCCUUCAGCCCCACCGACCCAGGCUGGCCUUCGUUCAUGCGCAUCAACCCACUGCUGGACUGGACCUACAGAGACAUCUGGGACUUUCUGCGCCAGCUGUUUGUCCCAUACUGUAUCCUUUACACGUCACUGGGGAGCCGGGAGAACACAGUGCAAAACCCGGCCCUGAAGUACCUGAGCCCAGGAGGACACCCCACCUACCGCCCAGCCUACCAACUGGAAAAUGAGGAUGAGGAGCGGAACUCCCGAAUGUGACCUCCCAACCGUGCCCACUUCAGGAGGGAGGGAAGGUGGCUGAUCUGGGAUGUAACCUCCCAAUAAACCGUGCCUCUCACU